UAUAGUUGAAUGGCGGAAUGUUCUACCAAAACAUUCGUCCGAAAACGGUAAGGAACGGAGCCCCAACAAGGAUACUUAAAGUAUCGCAGCGCCCAGCACCUACACGCCUUGUGUGUGCAAAGAGGGAAGGCAUCUGCCGGGGAAAGUCGGGGUGGGAGGAGAACGGCAUUGCUGCCCCAACUCUGGGGGGGUUGGGGGGUUUCGGCGGAUCGAGACACGAACACUCGCCCGGCUCGAGGACGCGUAUGUCGGCUAAAGUGCUCGAGCGGACUCUCGGCCUUUUUGGGAUGCGGACAUGGACGAGUAGAAACUUCUAGGAAGUGCGGUUUGCAUGAACUGGAGGAGAAAAUGCGGAGACACGCCGUCGAAGAAGAAAAUCAGUGGGUCCUUCAAUCAACAUGAACACCAGUAGCAACUGCACCCCAUUGGGGAGCGGUGGCGGGCUGGCUGCUCUGGAGUCGGUCUCCAUUGUGAGCAUCACCCUGCUGGCCUGCCUGGCCAACCUCCUGAUCGUGGUCACAUUGUACCGCCGACCCUACCUCCUGACACCCAGCAACAAGUUUGUGUUCAGCCUGACUCUGUCCAACCUGCUGCUGUCGGCCCUGGUCCUGCCCUUUGUGGCCGUCAGCUCCGUCAAGAGGGAGUGGGUGUUCGGCGUGGUGUGGUGCAACUUCACCGCCCUGCUCUACCUGCUCAUCAGCUCAGCCAGCAUACUCACGCUGGGAGCCAUCGCCAUCGACCGGUACUACGCAGUGCUCUACCCGAUGAUCUACCCCAUGAAGAUCACGGGGAACCGGGCCGUGGUGGUCAUCGCCUACGUGUGGUUGCACUCCCUGGUGGGCUGCGUGCCCCCUCUGUUCGGUUGGUCCUCCUUUGAGUUUGACUGUUUCAAGUGGACCUGCGUAGCGUCUUGGCACCGCGAGCCGGCCUACACAGCCUUCUGGGUUGCCUGGUGCAUCCUGCCGUCCUUCCUGGUCAUGCUGGGGUGCUACGGCGUCAUUUUCCGCGUGGCUCGCGUCAAAGCCCGCAAGGUGCACUGCGGCACGGUGGUUGUAUCCCAGGAGGACGGCGGCGGCAGUGGCUCGCAAAGGAACGGACGCAAGAAUUCGAGCACGUCCACGUCGUCCAGCGGGAGCCGGCGAAGCUUGGUGUACGCCGGAAGCCAGUGCAAGGCCUUUGUCACCAUUCUGGUCGUGAUCGGGACUUUCCUCAUGACCUGGGGCCCGUACGUUAGUGUGGUUUGUACAGAAGCUCUUUUUGGACAGGGGAGCGUCUCCCACGGGCUGGAGACUCUGGUGGCGUGGCUUUCCUUUUGCAGCGCCGUAUGUCACCCGUUCAUCUAUGGCCUGUGGAACAAGACAGUGAGGAAGGAGCUUCUGGGGAUGUGCUUUGGCGAUCGCUACUAUAGAGAGUCCUUCGCUAUGCGACACAGGACCUCGCGCCUCUUCAGUAUCUCUAACAGGAUAACAGACUUGGGGAUGUCGCCCCACCUGACGGCCAUGUUGGCUGGGGGAGGGCAGCUGCUGGCCCCUGGGAGCAGCACAGGAGACACUGGCUUCAGUUUCACUCAGGAUUCGUGUACGGACGUGAUGCUGCUGGACAACUUUUCCACUGAUGGCUCCUCCCAUCAACAUUAUUCCUGCCAUUCGUCUGGGAAGAGGAGGAGCUCUGUCACCUUUGAAGACCAGCUAGAGCAUUCCAAAGCGGAUCACGCGGCAACAGUGCAAGUCCACGCCGAGGUCGACAAAUCCUUGGACAGCUUCGCUUCCGGGCUAGCCAAAGCCAUCGAGAGUGACGCCAAGCUCACCCUCUUUGGGGACAUUUUGACUGUUCCGGCUGCUCUCUUCACGGCCCGGGCGGCGCCCAGGCCAAGAUACCUGGACGGUCAGAGACUGAGGUUGGAGAGCAUAGACGAAGGCAUCGUCAAAGACGACAAUGACGAGCGAGACUCAGAGAUGAAGGCUGCCUGAAGUCAGCCGAUCUGCACGCAGUUUUCCAUGGCGAUUAUUCAGACUGAAAACUUGUAACAAUUUUACAUGAAAGACAGAAAAGACUGUGCACAUUCUUCAUUAACAUAGGAAAAAGCUGAACCACUACAACCUUAUUUAUGCUUUUCCAAAGCACAUCAGCUCAGUUUUUCUGUUUAGGCCAGUAAUGUAUCUAAGACUACAAUAAGUCAGGUAA
Messenger RNA from Syngnathus acus (greater pipefish), 2184 nucleotides. It is a transcript of the gene gpr161b, whose product is annotated as G protein-coupled receptor 161a. Bases 399 to 1970 code for a protein of 523 amino acids. The transcript is spliced from 6 exons. NCBI's taxonomy places the organism in Eukaryota, Metazoa, Chordata, Actinopteri, Syngnathiformes, Syngnathidae. Gene Ontology annotation, cellular component: membrane; recycling endosome. Gene Ontology annotation, biological process: G protein-coupled receptor signaling pathway. The record is from RefSeq and is a predicted model, not a curated record. Gene Ontology annotation, molecular function: G protein-coupled receptor activity.